Molecule: messenger RNA, 669 nt
Organism: Prorocentrum cordatum
Lineage: Eukaryota; Dinophyceae; Prorocentrales; Prorocentraceae
Source: the annotation of a GenBank genome assembly
AUGGAGAUGCUGCGGCGCACGGCGAGCCGCGCCCGCAGCUACGGCCUCGAGGCCCGCGAGGUGCCGCUGGCGGAGGUCGACGCCCUGUGCGGUGGGCUGCUGUCCAAGGACCCGUCGCGCUUCGUGGGCGCCAUCUCGCUGCCAGGGGAUGGCGCGAUCGACGCGUCCAACGUCUGUGCGCUUCUUUCGGCUGCCGCGCGCAGGGCCGAGGCCACGGUCGUCGAGGGGGUGGGCGUCCUCGAGGUCGCGCCCCGCGCGGGCGGCGAGGAGGGCUUCGACGUGCGCACGGACCAGGGCGACGUGCUGGCCUCCAAGGUGGUGAAUUGCACUGGCCAGUGGGCCAGGAUGCUCGGGCAGGGCACCGGCGUUAGCAUCCCGCUGCACAGCUGCGACACCUCUACGCCUACAGCCGGCCCGGGAGCCUCGACGUGGGCCCCCGCUUCCCGGUGGUGCGGGACCCCGACGGCUGGCUCUACUUCCGGCCCUGGAGCGGGGGGCUGCUGGCGGGCUCCUUCGAGCCGAACGCGAAGGUGUGCUUCCCGCGCGGGCGCGUGCCGGACAAGUUCGAGUUCUCCCUCCUCGAGAACGAUUGGGAUCAUUUCCUGCCGUUCUUGGAAGACGCCUGCGAGACUUUCCCCGCGCUCGCGGACGCACAGGUGGACCUCCUGA